CAGAAACUUAACAUAAGUGCAUAUAUACAUGUAUAUACAUGUUUUAAACAUACUCUUGGAUAGCAUAUAAUUGCAUCAUCUAUCAACUCCUUAACUUGGUAUUUGUGGAAAAAAGUCAAAAUUAUAAAUUUUCAUAUACGACAAACUUGUAGUAUGAGUGAACAUUUUGUUAGUGAAUAUUUUGUAUUGGGACACAAAAUUGGAAAUGGAUCAUUUGGAGAGGUUUUUACCGGCACAGACAUUAGAUCUGGGAAUAAAGUUGCAAUAAAGUUCGAAUUGCCUCCAUGCAACAAAUCACAGCUAUGUAAUGAGCGGAAUGUCUAUGCAAGUACGACUGGGUCCGUUGGUAUACCAACUUUUCAUUGGUUUGGUGAACAUGAGGAAUAUAAUGCAUUAGUCAUGGAAUUACUUGGUCCCUCUUUGGAGGAUUUGUUUUUUGCUUGUAACCGUCACUUCUCUUUAAAAACAAUAAUCCAGCUAACUGAUCAAAUGCUAAGACGAGUUCAAUGCCUCCAUAAGUCCGACUGGUUACAUCGCGACAUUAAACCAGAUAACUUUGCUAUGGGUAUUGAUGAGUUUUCUAGCACUGUAUAUUUGUUUGACUUUGGUUUGGCAAAAAGAUUUUGUGCUCCUCUCGAUGGAAUACAUAUACCAUUCAAAAAAAACAAAAAGUUAGCUGGCACUGCAAGAUAUGUCUCUAUUCACACGCACAUGGGCUUAGAGCAAUCUCGUCGUGAUGAUUUAGAGGCAUUAGGUUAUGUGCUUUUGUAUUUUAAUUUGAGCGCACUUCCUUGGCAAGGUUUAAAAGCGAAAACCAGAAAACAAAAAUAUGAACGGAUUGCAGAAAUAAAAUUAUCAACACCACUGACUGAACUCUGUAAAGGUUGCCCGCGAGAAUUUCAUAUAUAUCUUAGGUAUUGUCGAGAUCUUGGUUUUAGUACCUGCCCAGAUUAUGAAUAUCUAAUAAAAUUGUUUCAUGGAACUGCCAGCCGUUGGAGGAUUGUUUACAACUGGGUUUUUGACUGGACAAAUAUGAAAAACCAUUCGGUCUUUCAAGAAAGCCGAAAAGAUUCAAUAACGAAAUGUGUGCAAAAUGAUAAUAAAACACCCAGCCAAAAUGUUUACCAUAAUCCUAGGGAAGUGCGACUGUAUAAUCGUGUGAGAGUUAGUGACGCAAAGCCUUGUGUACAAAAAUGUAAGAACAGUCCACAAAUACAAAUGCGUACUCGUCAUGCUGAAAAACGGGGUGUGCAGAAACCAGGUUUGCAACCAAAAACUAAACAAGCUGUUGUUGAUAAUUGUUUUAAGAAACCAAUCAGAAAUGAUACACGUGUUAAACAGCAUUCGUUACGCCAUGAGAUAACUUCUAAACAAUGUCUGAGAACCAUUAGAUACCAUGAAACAAAUCAUACAUUAGAUCAAAUGAAGCCUCAACAUGAACUGCACGCGGAUAAUGCUCACAAUAAAACUGCUCAAUUAAAUGAAGAUCUCAAAAAUCAAUAUCCUAAAAUCAACCGGGGGCGUUCGUUUUCAAAUCAGAUACAGAAACUAACUUCCAAAAACUUUGUUGACACACUCAAUCGACAUAAACCGUUUAACAAGCAACGGCGAAAACUUUUACAUAAUAAUAAAAUGAGCAAUGAGGAGGAGCAGGGUGAACUUACAAAUAAUGGAUGUCGUGAAUCUGAUAAUAAUCGUUCAAAUUUAAAUCGAGUUCAAACCCGAAAUUCAAACCAAUUGAUUAAUAACAAUCAAUGCUAUGAACGUGAUGAUACUCCUUGUAAGCAACUACAGUCAAAAAAUGUAAAUAAAACCCACUUGAAUAAUUUUGACAAAUCGCAACUGAAGAAACCUCUCAAACACAAGUGCGGUGUACACGACAAGGUAUGUUCUGUAGAAAAUCUAGAAAAUUUAAGAACUGAUCUGGAACUUCAGCAUACUAAACCCUGUGUAAUGCAUGACGAAGUACAAGAAAUGGGUUAUUCGAAACAAAAAAACAAUCAACACACAAAACCUAAAGCUCUAAAUCAUCACCGAGGACUUCCUGAAAAAGAAUUAAAUCCUAAAUAUAAUAGUAAGGAACAGAGACAUAUGCCACAAAAUCACGAGCCACAAUCUAACCAAGAUUCGUAUGUGAAACCAAUGCCACCGCCUCGCAAACAAUUUAUUGACAGUUAUGGCGAUGGUAAUAUUAAGCAACGUCAAUAUAAUGCAACCCAAAAGCAACGAUUAACUGGAGGUUCAAAUAUAGAUCAAGUGGCACCAUUGCGUUACAGUUACAAAAACCAACGAAAUUAUGUUUCUUUAAAUAAGAACGAUUCAAAUAUUAGCAAUCCAUGUCAACCAAGAAACACCAAAAUUAAUUAUUGUGAAGCAAAUAUUAAUAAUCAGGUUAAUUUGAAGAAGGAAAUUAAAAGAAACGUAAAUAAAGUAACCCAAAAUCAACAACAACACCAACCAAACAUCAACCAAGCCCAUUAUAAAACCUCUUACCCAAAGUGUGAUAACAACGAGCCGGUACCCGAAACUGGAAUCAAUCCAACCGGUAAACCAAUUAAUAAUGAGAAGCGACAGUUCAUAGCAAAAAACGAUCCAUCGAGAAAACAAUACAAUUCUGGAUUAUGUGAAAAACAAAAUAAAUUCAUCAAACCUCAAUAUAGCACCUAUCAAAACCAAAAAAGGUUCAUACAUAACAAUGGUAUGCAGGGAAGAACACCCAAUUUUAAGCCAAGAGAAACCAAAAACGAGAAGAAACCGCAAGUUUACAAUGAAAGUCAACCGCAGCAAACACUAAAUACGCAAAUGCCAUACGACAGAAGUAAUCAAAAUUAUUCUACAAAUGUCCAACAAAUGAAUACUUCAACUCCAUACCCAAAAAACAAGCCGGGCAUAACAGAGGCACAGCUUUUAGUUAAUCAGGGCGCAAUACCUAAACGUAUGCCACAGAAGAAAAUGCCUGAUCAUAAAUGGGUUGGAACAACACCAACUGAAAAUGUUAGAAAAAACUUGCAUAUGCGUCCAAAACAGAUCCAAAAACCUCCUACCAUUGACAUACCAGUUUGUAGUAGAACAAAUAAGAACAAACUGAAGCAACCACAAUUCGUAAGUCUUAAUCCUGACACAAAUGUCCCUAAUAACAUGAAUAACGAAGUUUAUGGUACUAAGAAGUACAGCACUCCAUACAGAUGUCAUGGAUGGGUAAAAAUAGAAAAUAAUGAAAUUGUAGAAAAACCGGUGCCAGUACACAUAUCAAUGGUUUAUAAACAGCCAAGAAAUCCAGCGGUUGUUCCUCAAACAUACUUUAAGAAAAGUUGUGGCGUCACGCGAAAACCUGUCGCCACCUCUAAAAAUGUAAAGUAAAUACCUACUUGAUCCCAAGUAUAUGACCAAACGCGACCUUCAACACUAUUAUCGAUACUACAGCAUGACCAAAAAUCGCAGU
This is a messenger RNA of Teleopsis dalmanni, 3442 nucleotides long. RefSeq names its product metacaspase-2. NCBI's taxonomy places the organism in Eukaryota, Metazoa, Arthropoda, Insecta, Diptera, Diopsidae. The record is from RefSeq and is a predicted model, not a curated record. Gene Ontology annotation, cellular component: nucleus; cytoplasm. Gene Ontology annotation, biological process: signal transduction; peptidyl-serine phosphorylation. The transcript has 4 exons. Bases 154 to 3360 code for a protein of 1068 amino acids. Gene Ontology annotation, molecular function: ATP binding; protein serine/threonine kinase activity.